AUGGGGGAAGGCGGCGGCCGGCGGGCCGCAGAGCCGGAGCGCUUGGUGCUGGAGCUGGGGCGGGAGAGGCGGAAGCAGGGGAUGCUUGAAAGCUCAAUAUUUGAACUGAGAAACACUGUAACAGAAUUGGAAAAAAGUCUUAACACAGUUCAAAAUGAAGAUAAUGAAUGGAAAACCAGAUAUGAGACACAAGUAGAAUUGAACAAACAGCUGGAAAGGCAAAUUAAUAUUCUUCAAGAUAAGGUGGAGCUUAUUCGUGGAAAUCCAUCAGAUAAACUGUCCACUGUUCGCACUUUUGAUAAAAUGCCUGUGGGUUCUUUAAAGAGGGCUCUUAAACAGCUGGAAGAAGAGAAGAAAAGUCUCCAGAAUCAGCUAAAGGACUAUGAACUUAGGCUGGAACAAGAAGCAAAGGCUUACCACAAAGUUAAUGAUGAGCGGCGCAUGUACCUCUCAGAGAUCUUGCAGACCUCAGCUGAACCUAAAAUUGUUGAAAGGCAAAAAACAGAUGCUCUGACUGGCAAGGGAGAAAAACAGAUACUGAGAGGAAGACACAGUGUUCCAGGAAACCUGAAGAUGGUUAACCCUCAAAAAUGA
This is a messenger RNA of Cinclus cinclus, 594 nucleotides long. RefSeq names its product coiled-coil domain containing 169 (gene CCDC169). The record is from RefSeq and is a predicted model, not a curated record. The transcript has 8 exons. Bases 1 to 594 code for a protein of 197 amino acids. Lineage: Eukaryota; Metazoa; Chordata; Aves; Passeriformes; Cinclidae.